AAACCAAAUACUCCUAGUUCCUUCAGCCUUUUGUCAGUGGGCCGUGUUUCACUUUCCAAAGUGAAAGUAUCUCAUGCCUCUUGAUAAAUCUGUGCUGUGUCCACACCUCUGGUUUCUGUGCCCUGUCCUGGUUUUGUUGAUUUCAGGAUAGGAAGCAAAAGGGUUACGUAUAAACAGUUGUUUUCUGGGGAUGGAAAGAAGUAAGCAGUGAAAUUCCCUUGCGGGAUUUGUUUUGGGACUGGUCCUGUUUCAUAUAUUCGUAAAUGAUCUGGAAAAGGGUGGACAGUGGUGUGGGGGUGGCCAGAUUUGUGUUUAACAAAAUGAUUCAAAGUGAUGAAGACCCACAGGCAGACUGUGAGCACUUGCAGAAGGAUCUGGUACGACUGAGCAAAUAAGCAAUUUAAAUGGAAGAUGAAAUUCAGGUAAGUAGAUAGUGUGAAGUAUACAUAAGCGUAAAGUGAUGCACAUGGGCAAAAACUGCUUACACUCUGAUUUUUCUCCUAGCUGUGACCACACAGGAAACAGAUUUGGAAGUUGUUGUGGACAGUUGGUUUGCUAAAAACAUCAGCUCGGAGGUCUGCAGCCCUCAAAAUGGCAAACAAAAUGUUGGGAAGGAAAUUGUAUACAAAAUGAAAAGUCUCAUUAUGUACCUGUAUAAAUCCAUGAUGUGUCCACACCUUGACCACUGUGCCCAGUUCUGCACCCCACACCUCAAAAAAGAUGUAGAAGAACUGGAGAAGGCCCAGAGAAAGGCAACAAGGCAUGAAGAUCUGGUUUGCUUUAGAGAUAUCAGACCUGGAGCCCCACACCAUUAUCUAGUGGUGCCGGUGGAACACGUAGGAAACUGCAAGACUCUGAAGAGAGAACAUAUACCUCUAGUAAAGAAAAUGAUGGAAGUUGGAAAAACCAUCCUACAGCGAAAUAACUUUACUGACUUGAAUGAUAUAAGAAUGGGUUUCCAUUGGCCUCCAUUCUGCUCAAUCUCCCACUUACACCUUCAUGUCCUGGCCCCAGCCAGUCAGCUGGGCUUCUUGUCCAGGUUAAUUUACAGAAUCAAUUCCUACUGGUUUAUCACAGCUGAACAGCUGAUUGAACGAUUGCAGACUGAAAAUGCUGCGAGUUAAAUUUACCUUUCCUAGACCUAGAUCAUACCAGGAUUUUAAAAAAAAAGGGAAAGAAAAGUUUGUAUUUCUUAUUAAGAACAAACAUGCCUUUCACUUUUAAUUGUCAACCUAAUUCUUACUGUGAAUGAACUCAGGUGGACUGACAAUGAGAUGUAAAAUGUUUGAACAGAAACCUGAGUAAUCUAUGAAAUGCUAGUCCUAGGGAAACAUAGUAUAAUAUUCCAAUUGUAAUGAUAAAAUUGGGUAGACUUUUAGCAACUACUACAAAUAGCAUGUAGGUUAUGCCAUGGUGAAUGCUAGUUUUGUAUUUUAAAAAAGCACUUUGGGAUUUCAGUAGGGUUCACAACUUACAGAUUUCCUUUUGUAUGUACUUGGUUUAUGUGGUGAUGUCCAUUUAUUAGUGAGGACAGUGCUAAGGAGACACUAUCUUCUCUGGUGCUAAUCCAUGUUAAUAUGCAACUGUUUCACUUGCAUGGCAAUGGAACGUAGCAAGCGCUAAAUAUAAUGUGCCCAGAAUGUGAUAACGCAGUAGAAUGUAAAUUACCUAUAUGUAUGAGUGUUAGUAUGUUAGUUAGACUAAGAGGGUUUGUCUGUUGUGUGUAUGAAUACGCCAGAUUAUUUGCUGUGUUUACAAUAAUUUUAAGCGGUUGCGCUAGAAUGAACUAAUACACUGGACUUUUAGAUUGGGUUAGUCUUUGCUUAAUAAAUUGUUUCUUGGAGUUGGACUUCUAAAUUUUUCUGAGCCACAAAGGAAAUGAAUUAUUAGUUUCAUCAUUUGGUGAAAUUCACCCCACACAACUGCCACAAAAUUGCUUAGAAUUUGGCAUAGCUGGGGCUCUGCCAGCCAAAAUUAGAACAUGGCACUUGUGUGGUCAGAGUUGCAUGAGAGCUUUCACAGUGCUUGCCAGCAUUGUGUCCAACUGGUCCGUGAUGGUAGCUCUUCAUUUACUUUAUUUUUUUUUUAAUAAGUACUACAUUAACAAGCUCCUCUGAGAACAGAGUCUUGGCAAUAUUAUCUCCUGAUCCAGCACCUUGUUGCCUUAGUGCUGCAAUGUGUUGUAAUAUUUAUUUAUAUAUGCCUUAAUGGGUCAGGACAAAGAACAGAACACUCUAAGAGCUUAUUCACGUGGAGUCUGGGGCUUAAAAUUUAAAUUGUGUUAGGAAAGCGUUAAUUAAAACCGUCAUACAUUGACUAAUUCUUUGCAAUAGAUGAGGAGGUGUAAGUUGGCUUUCUUACUUGAUAAAAUAUUAGGACACCAACAUUAACACCUUUUAAAGAAGUAUUAAUACCAUGUAUGAAUAUUGUGGUACUGAAUAAAUGUGUGUAACCAUAUGUAACUGUGAUGCAAGUCAGUUUAAAAUAUGAUGAAGAAGCUCAAUAAAAAGAUAAAUAUCAAGAUA
Alligator sinensis (Chinese alligator) is the source of this 2525-nucleotide messenger RNA. RefSeq names its product histidine triad nucleotide binding protein 3 (gene HINT3). Gene Ontology annotation, molecular function: catalytic activity. The record is from RefSeq and is a predicted model, not a curated record. NCBI's taxonomy places the organism in Eukaryota, Metazoa, Chordata, Crocodylia, Alligatoridae. The transcript is spliced from 5 exons. The coding region runs from base 630 to 1124 and encodes 164 amino acids.